Messenger RNA from Acipenser ruthenus (sterlet), 940 nucleotides. Its product is annotated as proline-rich protein 36-like. The coding region runs from base 373 to 864 and encodes 163 amino acids. The record is from RefSeq and is a predicted model, not a curated record. The transcript has 2 exons. Lineage: Eukaryota; Metazoa; Chordata; Actinopteri; Acipenseriformes; Acipenseridae.
GGACGUUUGAGAUUUUUUAAAUUAACAGCGCACGCUGGUCCAUGAAGUUGUUCUUCAACUGCUACAGAAUGUUUGAAACCUUCUUCACAACGCGAAGUAAUUUACUGACAGAAACCUUUUUUUCCUUUGCUGGUUGGUCCAAAUAUCUCCUAUCUAAUUCAGGUAAGAACUGACAAGACUUGAAAGAUGGGCCUGACAGAUAGAAGAGAGAAGAAGCAAUGGCAAAUCCAAUAUGGCAUCAAGACCUUAAAUUGCACACAACGCAUCCUUCUGUCUAAAAACCUGCAGGAUUCUUACAUGAUCUUUCUAGAGAGAGUGGACAGAGCCACACAACAUGAAGAAUAACUGCUCCCCGGCGGUACUGUUCAAAUAAUGUCACCAGCUCUUCAGCCUCAGACAGAGCCAUUGCUGUCCCCACCUCUCCAGCCUCACGUACAGCCGUUGCUGCUUCCACCUCUUCAGCCUCCAAGGCAGCCAUUGCUGUCCCCACCUCUCCAGCCUCAGGUACAGCCGUUGCUAUUGCCACAUCUGCAGCCUCAGGUACAGAUGUUACUGUCCCCACCUCUCCAGCCUCCAAGGCAGCCGUUGCUGUCCCACCUCUCCAGCCUCAGGUACAGCCAUUGCUUUCCCAACCUCUCCAGCCUCGGUACAGCCAUUGCUUCUUCCACGUCCUCAGCCUCAGGUACAGUCCUUGCUGUCCCCACCUCUUCAGCCUCCAAGGCAGCCAUUGCUAUCCCCACCUCUCCAGCCUCAGGUACAGUCCUUGCUGUCCCCACCUCUCCAGCCACCAGGGCAGCCACUGCUGGGGACUCCAGGGACAGUCUUUGCUUUCCCCCCUCCUCUAGCCUCAGGGGCAGGGAUUAACAACAUUUGAUUUUGCCUCAAUAAACCUGGCUUUAAAAAAAAAAUCUUUACAUACUUCUUGUUGGUUGUUGGAUUU